AUGGGACGGAGUUCUGGCAUCAUGGGAAGGAGAGUCUUCUGCCUGAUGGUCAUCUUCUCUGGGAUAGUGGCCCACAAAACAAGCUCCAAAGAGCAUGAUCGUUUGAUGAUUAGAAUGCUUCAACUCAUAGAUAUUGUUGAUCAGCUGAAAAAUUAUGUGAAUGAUUUGGACCCCGAAUUGCUGCCAGCGCCACAAGAUGUUAAGAGACACUGUGAGCAGUCAGCUUUUUCCUGUUUUCAAAAGGCCCAACUAAAGCCAUUAAAUGCAGGCGACCAUGAGAAAAUAAUCAAUAUGGGAAUUAAAAAGCUCAAGAGGAAACUACCUCCUGCAAAUGGAAAGAAGAAACAGAAACGCUCACCGGCAUGUCCUGCAUGUGAUUCUUAUGAGAAAAAACCACCCAAAGAAUUCCUAGAAAAUAUGAAAUCACUUCUUCAAAAGAUGAUUCAUCAGCAUCUCUCCUAG
Messenger RNA from Echinops telfairi (small Madagascar hedgehog), 462 nucleotides. RefSeq names its product interleukin 21 (gene IL21). The record is from RefSeq and is a predicted model, not a curated record. Gene Ontology annotation, biological process: positive regulation of natural killer cell mediated cytotoxicity; immune response. The coding region runs from base 1 to 462 and encodes 153 amino acids. Gene Ontology annotation, cellular component: extracellular region. NCBI's taxonomy places the organism in Eukaryota, Metazoa, Chordata, Mammalia, Afrosoricida, Tenrecidae. The transcript is spliced from 5 exons. Gene Ontology annotation, molecular function: cytokine receptor binding.